AUGGCUUUAUGCUCACAAGCUUUUCUCCCAUCUUGUAAACGCACCUGCGGGUAUACCCAGCUGGUGCAGCAUGAGAGUCCUGCAGCGAAGAGAAUGUGCUUGUCUAAAAUCAACAUGAACACUGUCUCAAACAAGCGCUUGCCUCAAGUAUGUUUUAAGCAAGUGGCUGGCGGGACUUGUUACUCGUCAUCAUCAGACUCUCUUUCGGAUUCUGAAGAUCAACAGUCGUGCUACAUUGCUGAUCAAAUAAGAGCAAAGAGAAGAGCCUCUAGCAGAGUGUCUUUUUCUUUGGACGAUAAGUUGUCCAAGGCCGUUGCGCAAUAUAGUGAUGAUGACGAGGGUCACUAUGAGCCUUCUAAGCCCACAUCUUCUCGCUCUAGCGAUGACGACAACUUGGACUGCAAGUUGCUGAGCUCGCCCUGCAAGUCAUCCGUGUAUGUGAAUAACCUUCAUGGGAACAUACAGAUGUUGCAUCGCACCUCUUCCUCUGGUAACUUCUUCCAUAUCUCUGACAGCUGCUCCUCAGUGAACAGCUCCAAAAACUCUAUGCCGGUAUCCGAUAAAAGUGCCAGAGCCAGAUGCUUCGAUUAUCUUGUUGGUGCUAUAGAUGAAGCUUGGGCCAGAUAUUGUGAUGCCGCUUCUCACAUUGAGAAUGAGGCUUAUGGAUACAAUGCGCCCGGCUCAUCGGUCACUGAUGACGAGGACGACUGUGGCGUCACUACAGAUUUGACUGACUAUGAUACUGACUUCGAGCACAAACAAGUGUUCAAGCCAAUCAUGCUGAGAAAGCCAUCCAUUAUGGGCCCAUCUGUUCAAAUCAAUGCAACCGAGCAGACUUCGACCAGUAGAGACCCCUCAUCCUGUCAUUUACAGGCUUUGAAGGACCGCUUGACGAAAGCAAAGUAUUUUUUGCAAGACUUGGUGGAUUCUGAAGAUUACAACGAUGCUUAUGCGUACUGGAAAAGAUGGGACAUGAUCAAGUACGCCACCAUUGAAUUGGUUGAGGAUGACGACGACGACGAUGUUGUUGAAAACACCAUUGAAGAAUUGGAAAACGGGAGGCUUUUUGCCAACUGA
Metschnikowia bicuspidata var. bicuspidata NRRL YB-4993 is the source of this 1077-nucleotide messenger RNA. RefSeq lists its product as uncharacterized. The transcript has a single exon. Lineage: Eukaryota; Fungi; Ascomycota; Pichiomycetes; Serinales; Metschnikowiaceae. The coding region runs from base 1 to 1077 and encodes 358 amino acids. The record is from RefSeq and is a predicted model, not a curated record.